Messenger RNA from Malassezia japonica, 1377 nucleotides. It is a transcript of the gene RIT1, whose product is annotated as tRNA A64-2'-O-ribosylphosphate transferase. The coding region runs from base 1 to 1377 and encodes 458 amino acids. The record is from RefSeq and is a predicted model, not a curated record. The transcript has 3 exons. Gene Ontology annotation, biological process: charged-tRNA amino acid modification. Gene Ontology annotation, cellular component: cytoplasm. NCBI's taxonomy places the organism in Eukaryota, Fungi, Basidiomycota, Malasseziomycetes, Malasseziales, Malasseziaceae. Gene Ontology annotation, molecular function: tRNA adenosine(64)-2'-O-ribosylphosphate transferase activity.
AUGGCGCGGCCAGAGGAGGAGCGCGCGGUGCUCAAGGCGCUCCGCCGCGAGCACAAGGACGUAUGGAGCAGGCUCUGGAGCAUCGAAUAUGAUGCGCGGUUCGUCGCGGAGGUGUGCGACGCGUACUACCCCCUUGCGCUCGUGGCGAACAUGCGGUGCGGCGCGUGGUACACGCCCCCGGAGCGUGUGCAGGCCACGUCGUACUUCAAGUCCACCGAUGGGCACAUGCACCAGUGGGACUUUUCGCUGAAGCGCACGAAUCUGCACCUCGUCGAGACGAUCCAGGGCGGGGCGCAUGCGCUCACCGGGUGCCUCGUCGUCGACUCGACGCGCCGGGGCAAGCGCUUCCCGGACGCACUGUCUAAGACGGUGCCGAUCUGGUGCGCGGUCCUGAAUCACGCGUCGCACAGGCGCCACGGCACGCCGACGGACGUGCCGCUGCACGUCGCGUCCUACGCCGUGUCAGACAGCGAGCGCGCCCAGAUCGAGGCGCGCAUCGGCGCGUGGGUCGACGCGUUCCUCGCGUCGGACUGGGACGUGCCGUGCCUCACAAAGCCGCUGCAGCCGCUGUUUGUCCACCCGGGCGACCGCGCGGCGUUUCCCCCGCAACCAGAAGACGCGCACCACAUUGUGCUGGUCAGCGCGUCGGCCGUCGACACGGCACCGAGCGGCCCGGGCGGCGCACACUACGUCCAGGGCGCGGGCGACGACCACGAGAGCUGGGCGCACGGCCUGACGCCGGAUAUCUUUUGGCGCCACCGCGCGGCACUGCUUGCGCCCGACCUGGACCGCGGUGCACGCGAGGCGCGCAUCCAGGAACUGGUCGCUGCGCGCGCCGCCGAGACCCAAGGGCACCUCCCGUGGAUGGCCGAGCACGAGGGCGAUCUCGCGCGCAUCGGCGCGACGCGCCUCGUGGUCGCUGCGCGCCCCGCCGCCUACGACUUUCAAAAGGAGCUGGGCGCCUAUGCGCUGGUCGUGCACUGCACCCCGCUGCCGUCCGACGACGCCGUCCUGCGCCUCGGCGUCCCCGAAGGAAAACGUGGCCUGGGCGAAUUCACAAAAGCACUUCCGCGCGCCGUCGACGCGAUUACCCAUGCGCUUGCGCACGAUACCCGCGAUGUACUGCUCGCGUGCACCGACGGAUGCCACGCAAGCGGCGCGCUUGCGGUCGCGGUCCUUGCCGCGAGCUACUCCGAGGACCGCGUGUUCCUCGCUUCGCCCGACGCACGCACCGCGCACCGCACGCACCUCUCGAAAGACGCCACGAAGCGGCGGCUGCAGUGGGUCGUCAGUGCCUCGCCACGCAUCUCGCCGAGCCGCGCGUAUCUGCAGCGCGUCAACGCGUAUCUUAUUGGGCCACACCGUCAAUGGACAUAG